Molecule: messenger RNA, 837 nt
Organism: Paraphaeosphaeria sporulosa
Lineage: Eukaryota; Fungi; Ascomycota; Dothideomycetes; Pleosporales; Didymosphaeriaceae
Exons: 1
Coding region: 62-583 (173 amino acids)
Source: RefSeq, a predicted model, not a curated record
CGCCUCUCUCAAUCACAACAUCAACACGCACUCCGAUUAGAUCCUGCAGGACUCAAACAAAAUGUCCUCUUCAAAUGCCCAACGAGCAACAAUCCACUUCCCACCCGCAUAUCCGACGUUGACAAAACCCUCCCUCAUUCUCUUCGGCACAAUCGAGGCCUCGCCCACUUCCAACUGGGCCACCGAUCUCGCCGACCACGUUUCCGACCUCCCCAUCCAGAUCCUGAAUCCUCGCCGCGACGACUGGGAUUCCUCUUGGGUGGAACUGCCCUCCUGUGCGCCGUGGAAAGAGCAGGUGGACUGGGAAAUGCAUCACCCGGCCCAGGUCAGCUUGAUUGUAGUUUGCUUCAAGGCUGGCAGUUUGUGUCCGAUCAGCCUGAUGGAGCUGGGCAUGUAUGCGGCACUGUAUGGCGAGAAGAUGGUGGUGUGCUGUGAGGAGGGUUUUUGGAAGAGGGGGAACGUGGAGCUAGUGUGUAAGAAGUUUGGGGUUGAGGUUGUGAGGACGGUGGGACAUUUGGAGGGGGUAGUGGAGGGCAGGAUGGAGGCUCUCUGUGGGCUUGACGAGGGAAUAGGGGAACAGUGAGGGAAUGGGAGGGUUCGAUGGACGGGGAGGGUAAAAGAUGGAUGUAAAGCGGUGCGUUUGUUCGUUGCCGUAGGAAGUCACCGCACUGGCAGCAUAGCAAAGCAGCUGAACAAUUGUGUUGGGUUUUUCUGUUGUACAAGGACUUCGGAAGGAUUCGCCAUUGCUAGUGGCAAUGGGAAGUACGACGUGGUGGAAUAGCGUAGUGUGCAGCUCCUGGUGAUAUCCCGCACCAUGCAGAAUGGAAACAGUGAUGA